AUGGCCCAUCCCACCCAACUAGGAUUCCAAGACGCAGCCUCUCCUGUAAUAGAAGAACUUCUUCACUUCCAUGACCACGCCCUAAUAAUCGUAUUUAUAAUUAGCACUCUGGUUCUUUAUAUUAUUGUCGCCAUAGUCACUACAAAAUUAACCAACAAAUAUAUUCUAGACUCCCAAGAAAUCGAAAUCAUCUGAACAGUACUUCCCGCCCUAAUCCUCAUUCUUAUUGCCCUCCCCUCCCUACGCAUUCUUUACCUGAUAGAUGAAAUCAAUGACCCUCACCUCACAAUUAAAGCCAUUGGACACCAAUGAUACUGAAGCUAUGAAUACACAGACUAUGAAGAGCUAGGCUUUGACUCAUAUAUAAUUCCGACACAAGACCUUGCUAGCGGCCAAUUCCGUCUCUUAGAUACAGACCACCGAAUGGUAGUCCCAAUUGAAUCCCCAAUCCGAAUACUAAUUUCUGCCGAAGACGUGCUUCACUCCUGAGCCGUUCCAUCUCUUGGUGUUAAAAUAGACGCCGUCCCUGGUCGACUAAACCAAGCCGCCUUUAUUGCCUCCCGACCCGGCGUGUUCUAUGGGCAGUGUUCUGAAAUCUGCGGGGCAAAUCACAGUUUUAUGCCCAUCGUAGUAGAAGCCGUCCCACUUGAACAUUUCGAAAAAUGAUCCUCUUUAAUACUUGAAGACGCCU
Amphiprion ocellaris (clown anemonefish) is the source of this 691-nucleotide messenger RNA. Lineage: Eukaryota; Metazoa; Chordata; Actinopteri; Pomacentridae. The record is from the annotation of a RefSeq genome assembly.